CCCUAAGAAUUAGAUUUAGAAAUUUAAACAACUCGCGGGGCAAAUCCAUUUCUUUCAGCUCUAGGGUUUUGCGAUUCCUGCAGGAGCAGAGCGGACGAGCGAGAAAGAAAGAAAAAAAGAAACAAACAGGAGAGGGAAACAAUGAGCCGGAGCUUGGGCAUACCAGUGAAGCUACUGCACGAGGCAUCCGGCCACGUGGUAACGGUGGAGCUUAAGAGCGGAGAGCUUUACAGAGGAAGCAUGGUCGAAUGCGAGGAUAACUGGAAUUGCCAGCUCGAGAACAUCACCUACACCGCUAAAGAUGGAAAGAUAUCACAGCUUGAGCAUGUUUUCAUUCGAGGCAGUAAAGUCAGGUUUAUGGUCAUACCGGACAUGUUGAAGAAUGCUCCUAUGUUCAAACGCCUCGAUGCUAAAAUCAAGGGUAAGAGCUCAUCUCUAGGAGUUGGCAGAGGUAGAGCUGUUGCAAUGAGAGCCAAAGCUCAAGCUGCCGGGCGUGGCACAACAGGUGGUAGAGGCGUUGUGCCAUCGGUUCGUAGGUAACUUUGUCUUGUCAAAUGGUUUCUAGUCUCUAUUGUCAAAGCAUCGUUCAUCAUUAUAUGCCACUGGAUAAAUUCUUGGGUUUAGUGAUCAAGCUUGUACUCAUUUGAUGUAAAAGGAUCUACACUUUUGUUAUGCUGACGAAAAUGAAAUUAGAGGUGAAGUACUUUUUCAUGGAUCCAUAUGAAAGCAAA
Gossypium arboreum is the source of this 731-nucleotide messenger RNA. RefSeq names its product small nuclear ribonucleoprotein SmD3b. Gene Ontology annotation, biological process: RNA processing; spliceosomal snRNP assembly. Bases 142 to 540 code for a protein of 132 amino acids. The record is from RefSeq and is a predicted model, not a curated record. Gene Ontology annotation, cellular component: U2 snRNP; commitment complex; catalytic step 2 spliceosome. The transcript has 5 exons. Gene Ontology annotation, molecular function: RNA binding. NCBI's taxonomy places the organism in Eukaryota, Viridiplantae, Streptophyta, Magnoliopsida, Malvales, Malvaceae.